Messenger RNA from Frankliniella occidentalis (western flower thrips), 2149 nucleotides. RefSeq names its product KIF-binding protein. Gene Ontology annotation, molecular function: protein binding. The transcript has 7 exons. Bases 210 to 2024 code for a protein of 604 amino acids. Lineage: Eukaryota; Metazoa; Arthropoda; Insecta; Thysanoptera; Thripidae. The record is from RefSeq and is a predicted model, not a curated record.
UUUUCUGUUUCCUUCUGCUAUUUUGCUUGCGCUUGCAGAAGAGGUUCUAGGUUCUUGAAUGAGAGCUUUCUUAGAAAAAUUACUGUUAUUUCAUUUUUGUUUUUGAUUGGCUUUUACAAUUUUAUCAUAAUUUUAUCUGGACAAUUUUUUCAAGACUAUUAAGUCCUUAAUAUAUCUGCACAGAACUAGAACUAGAAUUAUUUGUAACCAUGACUAACAUCCCAGUGAACUGUUUGUUGGACAUCCAAGAAAAAUAUUCUAUGGUAGAAACCCUGCUAUCUCUAAAAGACCCCGAGACGGAGCCCUAUAAAUCGAAGUACGCAGCUGGUGCCUUACUUUCGAUUUUGAAGACAGAAGUCAUUCAACUCAUAGAUGGGUGUUGUGAAGAUGAGUUUUGUGAACGUCUUUCAUCAAUGCUUGCUGCCAUUUGGUUAAGUCUCGGUAUAAUUUCUUAUGAGACAGAUGCUCUAUCUGAAAGUUCUGAAGAGCUUAAAAAAUCAUUAGAAAUCACGAAAGACAAGUCCAUGCACCCACGAUUUGUUAUACCAAGAAUAAACGCACUAAACCAUUUGGGAGUACUGUAUUCAAUGCUUGAACAGCCACAGAAAUCAAAAGAAUAUUUGGAAGAAGCUGAAGAUCUGUACAAAAAAAUUUCAGAGCUAAAAGAUCCUAUAGAGGCAUUUGGAAUUGACGAUUUAUUCAAAGCUGACACUUCUGACUUAAAGUCUCCACGCUCAAAGGCAGAGAGUGAUCUAGAGAAAAGUCAUACACUAACAUUGUAUUACCUAGCUCAGAUCUAUGGUACUCUGGAAGACCAUCUUAAAUCUUCUGUGUAUUGCCAUAAUACAUUGAAGCGACAACUAGAAAGUAAAGACUACGAUCCCAUUGAAUGGGCACUCAAUGCUGCAACUCUUUCUCAGUUCUUCAUGGAACGUACCGGCUUCAAACAAGCUAGGCAUCAUCUAGCUGCAGCAUCAUAUAUAUUGGAAAAGUAUUUUGAGGAGCAUUUGAAAAACAUACAAGGUUCAUCUGAAGAAGAUGAGGCAAAGAAAGAGAGAUAUCAGCAUAGAAGUGCGGAUGUUGCAAGGUGCUGGUCUAAGUAUGGUUUGUUACUGUUAGAGUCAUCUAAAGAAAGACUCAUGUCAAAGACAGAUGAACCUGAUGAACAAGAAAGCCCUACUACUGAUUUGUCUAAACACUUAGCUCAAGACGAUACAACAACAUCCAAAGAUGACAUAAGUGGACUUCUUUUUUCAACCCUGGAAAUACCUACUUACGAAAAUCAGAUUACUGAUAAAUUUGUUCUUGACUAUGAAGAUGCACUGCCUGUAUUCCAGUGUACAAAGCGUUGGCUUGAGGAUGCUAAAACAUAUUACACACUGGAUGAGCAUGCAUCUGACUUUGUGAGAAUCACUCAAGACUGCAGUGCCCUCUUUCAGGUGCUGGCCUUUUUUGAGUCUGAUGAAAAAAGACAGUGCCAGAUGCACAAGCGGAGAGUUGACAUGCUAGAAAAUGUGAUAGCAUCUCUUAACCACCAGUGCUACCUGCAGCUAUGCCGACAAAUUUGGUAUGAGUUGGGUGAAACUUAUUUUGAAAUGCUUCAUAUAAAAUUGGGGAAAAUUAGAGAGGGAAAUACUGAUGGGAUGAUGCCCGAUCCUCGUAUUCUUAAUAAACUCAACACACUGACACAGAAGAGUAUUGAUAACUUUGGACACUUUCUGAGCUCAAUUUAUAAAGAUGGGUCAAGCAUCAAAGAAAUUAAGUUGGAACCAGAGUGUAUCCGCCCUGUCCUUAGCAGCCACUUUUUCCGUGGUAGAUUGUUUUCUAGACUCAUUACAUGUGAUACAGAUCAAAAAAUUGAUAACAACAGAAAAAGUCUGGCCAGCUUCAAGUUUAUUGUUGAAUACUGCUCAGAGUACCCAGAUGCUGAAAAACAUGUACCUUUGGAAUUACCAGUCUGCAAAGAAAUGGUGGAACUUCUUCCUCAUAAAAUAAGACAACUCUCUACUUCACAAAUAAAUUGAAUAACCUCAAGCUUUUCAAAGCAAAUUAAUAAAUAUGUGUAGAAAUCAGGCAUUAGUUGUGUCUUGUCUGAAUAGUACUGUAUUAAAAAUAUUAAUUAAAUUAAAUAUUGCUUACUGAAAUAAGA